Cydia splendana is the source of this 1731-nucleotide messenger RNA. RefSeq lists its product as uncharacterized. The coding region runs from base 61 to 1002 and encodes 313 amino acids. Gene Ontology annotation, cellular component: membrane. The transcript has 6 exons. Gene Ontology annotation, molecular function: phosphatidylinositol bisphosphate binding. The record is from RefSeq and is a predicted model, not a curated record. NCBI's taxonomy places the organism in Eukaryota, Metazoa, Arthropoda, Insecta, Lepidoptera, Tortricidae.
ACAACUUCCGCGUGUGGUUUGAUAUCAAUCUCGAGGCAAAUACGUUAUAAUCUUAUAAUCAUGACGGAAUCAACAAAAAGAGAUAUUUUACAAAUAAAUGCUCGCACUGUCCAGGAUGUUAGAAAAGAAUACGAUUUGGACAAGCCGGGAAUGAUGGACCAAGCUAUUGAUAUUUUGUACGAUUGGAUUCAAAAACAGGAACACUUUGUUAAAAAGGAUUUUCGUAGAGACUAUUUGGAACGCAUCAUCAUUUCUACAAAAGGAUCUGUCGAAAAAGCGAAAAAAAGGAUGGAUAAAGUUUGCACUAUGCGGACUAUGGUGCCUAACUUGUUCGAGAAAUGUCACGCGAAGAAUGACUUCCCACGUUUACAUGAUUGGUACAUUAACCUUAACAUGCCAACAAUAACUGAUGACAAAUAUAGAAUAUUCAUUGCAAAAAUAAACAACAAACCACUUUCGGCUUCGGUGUUUCUGGAGGCGUAUCAAUUCUCAGUUAUUCUUUGUGAAUACAUGAAACUUCACGAUUACACUAUUGGUUACCACGUGGUAGUCGAUUUGAGAGACACCAAUAUUUUGGAUGUGGUCAGUAAGAUUGACUUAGUGGACCUCCGCAAUGUAAUGACGUUGUACACUGAUGGCUACGGUUUUCGAAUUAAAACUAUACACGUAUUAUCUAAUUCAUCCAUGAUCGGAGCUUUCGUCGAUAUUUUAAAACAGAUCCUUACCGCUAAACUCGGACAAAGGAUCUCUGUUUGCAAGACAGUAGAAGGGUUGCACGAAUACCUACCUAAACAUUUGCUGCCAAAAGAUUACGGAGGAGAACAGAAAUCUAUUUCCAUACUUUAUGAUCAAUGGUUAGAAGAACUGUCGUUAGACAAGCAUGUGGAAUACAUGGAAGAAAUGAGAGGAGCAUGCACCAAUGAAACAUUAAGACGUCCAGACAAAUUUAACGAUGACUAUCUUGGGAUGCCCGGCUCCUUUAAGAUGCUGCAUGUUGAUUAGACUGGGUCCGGUUUCUUUGAAGUUAUCAAAGAAAAUAAAAUUUGAACUUGUUAAAUAUUUCAGUUGAGUCAAAAUUCUUUUCUUUAUCUUGUUUUUUGUCCCCAAUGUGACGGAGUAGUGAUUUUUGUAUGGGGUGAAAUGUUGUUUUUAAUUUUUCUAGUGGUAAUUAUAAUCUACAGCUACAAAGACAUACAGUAGCACUCGACUUUUUUAUUUUUUGGUUAAAAACAAAAAUACGAGCGUGACAGAGUGGUCAGAAACAAGAUAAUGUAAAUAAUUAUGACCCAGAUACAGUUAGUUGCCAAUAGAUAGGUACAUUGUAUACUUUCAUUAAAGCGAACGAGAUGUUUACAAAUAUCAGGAACCUGAUCCAGAUUUGAUAAAUUUUACAGUUUUGUUCUUAUUUUGCGCGGCGAAGGCGCUGAUUGAUGCUUGCGAAGUGAAACCAAAGUUACAAUCCGAAUUAAAUGUCAUAUACCAAGGAAAAAAUACCUCCAGUAUCCAAGGCUGGAAUCGCAGCGUUCUUCGUUUACUCAACAGAUGCCCGAACCGCUAUUCUCUUCUGUUGUCUAUUUUCUGUUAGUAUACUUAGUAUGUUGGUGAGGUGUAAGUGUAAGUGUAAGACUAAAUAUGAAUAAGACUUUUUAAAGUAAGAUUUUUUUAUUUUGUUUUCCAGUAGCUUUACAUCGUAAAAUAUUUUGUAUCGAAAAUAUAUGCUUUAAAACUGUG